ACUUUAUUUUAUAAAAAAAAAAAUCCUUUCACUAGCUAAUGACGUGGCACACACCGUUUAGACUAUCAGUACAUUAUUAACAACUUGCCAAAAUCUUCUAGUUCUUUUUUUUUUUAUAUCUGAUGUGGAUCUUUGUGAACGAAGCGUGGCACUGUCAUCAAAGAUGGGAGAAGCCGGCGGUGACUCGACAGGGUGCGAGAGGCUCCAGAAGGCUCUAUGCGAGUGCCACCAACGUUUCGGACCAGGUGCGACGCGGGACGCAGCCUGCCGGCACUUGAACCGAGCCUUAGCGGAGUGCUUGGUCUCCGUGCUGUGCCCCGCAGAGUCGGAGGCGGUUAGGACAUUGUGCGCCAGCGGGGGGACCCGCCUGAAGAGGUCCCAGUGCCAAGAGGCUCAGCUUUCUCUCUCCGUCUGCAUCUCUUCUCAUCAACAAUAUUGAUUCUUUCUCGAUUCGGUCGUCUUCCUAUACGGAAUUUACCUUUGUGCCCUCUCUUGAAUUUUAUUCAAGUAAUUUCCUGUGUUGUAAUAGUACUUCGCAGGCAAAGGCCAAAUAUAAUGUACCAAGAGAAAGAAAUAAAUAGUACGUAUGCAGAAUUUAAUGUCAUCCAUAGAUAAUGUUAUGCAGAAUUUCUUGUGGA
Molecule: messenger RNA, 638 nt
Organism: Theobroma cacao (cacao)
Lineage: Eukaryota; Viridiplantae; Streptophyta; Magnoliopsida; Malvales; Malvaceae
Product: cytochrome C oxidase biogenesis Cmc1-like protein
Source: RefSeq, a predicted model, not a curated record